AUGGAUGAAUGCACACCGUUGAUCAGGUCGUCCGGCCGACCGGAGGAUGACCCCGAGAGGCUGUCCGAGGCAAAAGUCGAAACCAAGUCUGGAGUAGACAUGGUCUUCUUUGUGAUUGCUAUUCUAGGCGUAUUUCUUGCCAUCGGCGACGAAUACUUCGUCUUCACUACCAGCGGCCAUAUCGCGUCGGACUUUCACCGUCUUUCCCUUGGACCUUGGCUCAUCACGGCGUACAAUCUGGGAUACUCUGUCACGCUUCCUCUGUAUGGACGAGUCUGUGAGAUUUAUGGCUACAAGACGACUUUGUUGGUAGCCUAUCUUGUAUUUACUCUUGGAUGCGUCAUUAGUGGCUUGGCGCCUUAUCUCGGAGUUGCAAUCGCUGGUCGAUUUAUUGCUGGUGCCGGUGGCGCUGGCAUGACCGAUUUGAUCAGCGUGAUUAUCACUGAAAUGGCCCCGUUGAGAGAAGUCGCCGUCCUUCGAUGCUAUAUACAGAUGUCUGGAACUGUUGGUGUCACCGUAGGAUCGCCGCUCGGUGGACUCUUAACCGAUCUAUUGGGUUGGAGAUGGUCCUUCCUCAUCAAAGUCCCACUGGGAUUAUUCUGCUUCGCUAUGGCCGCAUGGCGAUUGCCUUCAGCUACGAACAAUGGAUAUUCAGACAUGAAAGAAGGAGGGGAAGUGGACGACGAGAAGCCAGAACUCAACUUGCCAGGCAUCUCACUGUUGGGUACUGUGAUCGCCGCGAUCAUGGGAGUAUGCCAGCUUUUGUCGGAAGAGCUGCCUCAAAAGGAUAUUCUCAUGACGUUAGCAAUCGCAACAGUCGUCAUCGGAGGAGUUCUGUUUGGCUUGAACGAACGCUACUGGGCAAAAACUGCUCUUGUUCCGAUGUAUCUCCUCAAGACAAAUGGCAUCGGCCUUGCAUAUAUCGCUCAGUUCCUGGCGAUGUUCACUUUCUGUGGAUUCUCCAGUAACUUCGCCGACUUCUGGGUCCGGACCAAGAAUGCCUCCGCUAGCCUAGCGGCCUUGUCGAUACUUCCUCUGGCUGCGGCUAGUACCGUGAGUGGGCUGAUAGUCGGCAACAUUGUUCGUCGAACGGGGAAAUACAAAUCGCUCUCGAUCAAAUGCUGCAUGGCCAUGAUCCUGGGAAAUAUGCUUUUAGUAAUCCGCCUGCCCCAAGCUCCUUAUUACUGGGAGAUCCUCUUUACCAUCAUCAUAGGCGUGGGCAUGGGAGGGUUCUUCUCCGUAACAUUUGUCGGACUAUCAGCCUCGAUUCCCAAUCAGAUGUCCGCCACUGCGAUGACUGUGUACUACUUGGCGCAGCAGCUGGGAAUGAUGAUGGGCAUCACCGCAACCUCUGUGACCUGCCGGAUGGUAUUCAAAGAAUAUCUUGAGCGGAAACUUGCCGACUUUGCCGGAUCGAUUCAGAUCAUCCAUCAUGUGUUGAGUGACAGUCGCUUCGGAUUUUCUUUGCCAGAACCGUUGCAAACACUGGUGAAAGACAGUUUCUUCCAAGCCUUUAGGGCUGUCCCAGUCAUGACCUCGAUUAGCAUGGUAUUGGUUCUACCGAUCCUCUGCUAUUUACCCGAACGAUCUCUCGAAUAA
Penicillium subrubescens is the source of this 1599-nucleotide messenger RNA. RefSeq names its product transporter. The transcript has 9 exons. NCBI's taxonomy places the organism in Eukaryota, Fungi, Ascomycota, Eurotiomycetes, Eurotiales, Aspergillaceae. Bases 1 to 1599 code for a protein of 532 amino acids. Gene Ontology annotation, molecular function: basic amino acid transmembrane transporter activity. The record is from RefSeq and is a predicted model, not a curated record. Gene Ontology annotation, biological process: basic amino acid transport; transmembrane transport. Gene Ontology annotation, cellular component: fungal-type vacuole membrane.